AUGACGGACAGCGAGGUAUCAGCGGGAGGGUAUUGUGUGGAUGAUACCCAGUCUCUGCGGAGCUUUAACCUUUCUCCCUCUGCGCCCUUCCUGCAGAGAAGUCCUGUCAAUCUGACAUGCAGUGCAUUCUUUGGAUACACCGGGGACACCACUCCACAUAUCUACUGGAUGAAGGGGGAUAAGUAUAUCGAAGACCUGGAUGAGGAACGGAUUCAAGAAAGUGACAUCAAGAAAAUCCGGGAACACCUGGGCGAGCAGGAAGUUUCCAUCUCUCUGACCAUUAGCUCCUUGGAGGAGAGCGACCUUGGCAACUACUCCUGCUAUGUGACAAACGCCAACGGGCGGCGCCAAGCAAACAUCCAGCUCGUCAAGAAAGCUGAGCUGAUGUACACUGUGGAGUUGGCUGGAGGUCUGGGAGCCAUCCUGCUGCUGCUCAUCUGCCUUGUGACCCUCUACAAGUGCUACAGGAUCGAGCUCAUGCUUUUCUACCGGAACCACUUUGGCAGUGAGGAUAUCGACGGAGAAAACAAGGACUACGACGCGUACCUGUCCUACACCAAAGUGGACCCGGACCAAUGGAGCCAGGAGACCAGAGAGGAGGAGCGCUUUGCCCUGGAGAUCCUCCCUGACGUCCUGGAGAAGCAUUAUGGGUAUAAACUCUUCAUUCCAGACAGGGACUUGAUCCCCACAGGAAGUUUCACCAAUGAUCAUUUCCAGGAUGACACACGACUACUUAGAGCCUACAUCGAGGACGUUGCACGCUGUGUGGAUCAGAGCAAGCGCCUCAUCAUCGUCAUGACACCCAGCUACGUGGUGCGGAGGGGGUGGAGCAUCUUUGAGCUGGAAACGCGGCUGCGCAACAUGCUGGUGACGGGCGAGAUCAAAGUCAUCCUGAUCGAGUGCGCCGAGCUACGCGGCAUCAUGAACUACCAGGAAGUGGAGGCCCUGAAACAUACCAUCAAAAUGCUGACGGUCAUCAAGUGGCGCGGCCCUUCCAGCAACAAGCUCAAUUCCAAAUUCUGGAAGCAGCUGCUCUAUGAGAUGCCCUUCAAACGCAUGGAGCCCCUAAGCAUCUCCCACGAGCAGGUGCUGGACGUGAGCGAGCAGGGCGCUUUCGGAGAACUCCAGACUGUUUCAGCCAUCUCCAUGGCAGCGGCCACCUCCACCGCCAUGGCGACGGCACACCCAGACAUUCGUUCGACCUUUCACAACUCAUGCCACACCCAGAUGAGGCAGAAACACUAUUACCGUAGCUACAACUACGACCUGCCACCCGGCGGCACGCUCCCGCCACUCUCCUCGCUAGGCAACCAGCACACCUACUGCAACAUCCCCAUGACGCUCAUCAACGGACAGCGGCCGCAGUCCAAGUCGCCGCGCCAGCAGAGCAUGGAGGAGGCCCACGCCAACAACGCCAUGCUGCCGCUGCUUCCUAGAGAGACCAGUAUAUCGAGCGUCAUCUGGUGACAGAUCCGCCGGCAGUCAGACCCUGAAUCCUCCAGAACCAGACGGAGCCGAAUGGCCCUAAGGAAACUCGCUGCUGUUCUAUUUGCACCGGAAAACAACAAGUGGGGGAGGGGGCAUUAAACACACUGGACAAAACUGAAAUUGAAAAUGGUGACGGCGACUAUUUCUCGUUUUGUUUUAGUCUAAUAAGAGCUUUUAUUAAAACUGAUCAGCAACAAAAGAUUUUAAAAAAAGGAACCGAGGAGAACUUUUUUUUUUUUUUUUGUAUGCCUGUAAAAACACGUAACACAAGCCAACACCUGUCAUAAAUUAACGCGAUAGUCGAGGAAAACAGGGUCCUGUACAUACGUUUCUUUUCUAAUUCUUUGUAGCAACAGUGUUUGGGACUUGUUUCAUUAUGUUUUCUCAUCGGUUGGGAAUCUUUAUUUUCCUUGUUUUGUUUCAGUUUGUACUAAAGUGAAGCAAUGGCCUGUAUGACGUGUUGGUAGAACUGUUGUUACCUUUAUCUUAAUUUGUUGACUGGUGUAGUUUCUAAUGCUUUUGGUGGGUUUUUGUUUCUUGGGAGGGGGGAUAGUUUGGAGUUACGGUCCUCUGGAGAGGGAUGAGAGUUUGGGCUCAACCAGAAUAUGCAAAAUUUGGAGUCCAGAUGACAGGAUAACGAUGGGUUUUCAACUCCGAUCAUGUCUGAACGUUAUUGGAAGAAGACUAUGGUGCUAGGCUUCACAUCUCUCUCUCUCACUGCGACAUUUCCUCUUAAAGAGCAACCUUGCUAUUUACCUUAACAGAAGAUUAUAUCACUGAAAAGUAAUGAUGUGUAUUAUUUUAUGAAAAAAGAAAAGUAUAUUUUUGUAACUGAGGGAUACUUGCUAAUAGAAGUUCUAUGUAUGACAUUUCUGAUGGAAGUGAUUGGAAAAACAGAUAUAUUAAAAAACUGUUUUAUGGGGAACUGUUUAGCUCGGGGAAAAAAAAUCAAAGGACGACUCAUUGAUGUCUUAUACUGUGAGAUAGAAGAGCGUCUAAAGGAGGAGUUUUGACAUUUUGAUUCAGCUCAGCAGACUUUUUCUAUCACGAUUGCCGAUUUCAUUGUCAUUGCAGCAGCUCGCCGCCAGUUUAACAGGGAUGGAGCUAUCGAUGAUGUCAGUGCGGAUGAAGGAGAAAGCCAUCGUCACUCUACCCAGUUUCCACUACAGGACCAAACAAGGCUGUCCAGGGCUAAAUCAUUAUCCGUUAUCCAUUUCCUCCUAAAUGACAGCCCUGUUUUUUGUUUACCAUCACGUUACCUUGCAGAACACUUUAAGGCAGCAUCCGGUCUUUGCUAAACGACGAGAUUCCUUUUCAUAUUGAGUCGGAAAAUGUCUACAGUGCCUUGAAAAAAAAAGAGAAAGUUCACGCGGAUUGAAAUUUGUUUUGGUAACACAAAAGUAGUUCAAAAUAGAGAAGCGGAAGAAAGAAAAGUAUGGCUGAUUGUUCAGAUCUGCAAUGUCUGGAACCAGUUUUUAUGUUUGAUGAGGAAAAUUCUCCCCACAGCAUGAUGCUGCCAA
Cyprinodon variegatus (sheepshead minnow) is the source of this 3008-nucleotide messenger RNA. RefSeq names its product interleukin-1 receptor accessory protein-like 1. Gene Ontology annotation, biological process: negative regulation of exocytosis; signal transduction. The record is from RefSeq and is a predicted model, not a curated record. Bases 1 to 1467 code for a protein of 488 amino acids. The transcript has 7 exons. Lineage: Eukaryota; Metazoa; Chordata; Actinopteri; Cyprinodontiformes; Cyprinodontidae.